Molecule: messenger RNA, 1395 nt
Organism: Manis javanica (Malayan pangolin)
Lineage: Eukaryota; Metazoa; Chordata; Mammalia; Pholidota; Manidae
Gene: CDK2AP1
Product: cyclin dependent kinase 2 associated protein 1
Cellular component (GO): nucleus; cytoplasm
Source: RefSeq, a predicted model, not a curated record
GGGGAGUGGGACGCAGUCCCGGGCUGGGGGCGCGGGCGGCAGGGCCCCCACGUGCAAGACCAGGCCCCGCGUGGCCAGGGCUGGGGGGAGGCGAGGUGCCAGGUGCAGUCGCCCCUGAAGGUGCGGGGGCGCCGGGGUCACCGGGGCGCAGGAAAGUCUGUAAUAAGCGGGAGUUCGGCCUGGCGCCAGGGAGCGGGGGUGCCCAGAACGCCACACGCGGGAGGCUCGGCAGGCGUGCGCGCAGUGAACGAAGUUGGAGAAGACCGGGGGCUUCUGAGUGCCUGCGGGCGGUGCGUGGGGGCUACUACUCAGCGGGUCCCGCAUCUCGCAGCGCCCAAGUCUCGGGGGCUUAGGAGGCCCCCUUCUGCAGAGCUGGGAGCAUCCAUCCGCCUUCUACCAGUAUGGCGACAUCCUCACAGUACCGCCAGCUGCUGAGUGACUAUGGGCCACCAUCUCUAGGCUACACCCAGGGAACGGGGAACAGUCAGGCACCCCAGAGCAAAUAUGCUGAGCUGCUGGCCAUCAUUGAAGAGCUGGGGAAAGAGAUCAGGCCGACGUACGCAGGGAGCAAGAGUGCCAUGGAGAGGCUGAAGCGGGGCAUCAUUCAUGCAAGAGGGCUGGUUCGGGAGUGCUUGGCUGAGACGGAACGGAAUGCCAGAUCCUAGCUGCUUUGUUAGUGUGGAAAGGUUUUCCAUCUUCCCUCCGAUGGAGGGAAGUUACAGUUCAUCUUCUCUGUUAAGAUGAAACUUUUGCUCAAAAUGGUUAACAGUUUGGUUUCUCCUCUGCGAGCCCCAUGGCUCAUUGGGCUUGGAACCUACUGUCUCUUGAGAUUGAGAAAUAUUUUGCAGUUGAUUAGGAUUUACAAUUUAAUUAGUUAGAAACUACCCGGGUCUUUGUUUUUUAAACAUUGAUUCAAAAAGAUGCACGUAAAAGUGGUCUCGCAGCAAACUAGUUUGCCUCCAAGAUGCCAGCGUCUUGCGUUCAUCUUCUUUUGAAUACAUUUGUUACUCAAAUUGUUCUUUGUUCCUUUUCAUAAGCUAAUACAACUCUAAGGGUUUGGUUUUUAGUGCAUACUGAUGGCACGCUUUGCUUAGUAGCCAGUCCCCGUUUGCCAUACAGUGUCUCUAUGUAACUUCUUUUUUGCUUCAGCAUUUGCAUGACUAUUUGUGCUUUGAAGUCAAUUUUAAAAAUGCACAAGUUAUAAAUACAGAAGAAAGAGCAACUUACCAAACCUAACAAGGAUUCCCCCCAACUUUUCUUGCUAAUAAGAUUGUAUGUAGACUUCAGUUUUCGCCUUCCUGUAAGUCAAUCCAGACAUCUGGAAGAAAAUGACUAAAACCAUUUGCAUCUUUGUAUGUAUUUAUUACUUGAUGUAAUAAAGCUUAUUUUCAUUAA